AUGAAGCUGCUGCUGCUGCUGGGUCUGGAGCUGACUCUAGUCUGUGUCCACACAGAAGGACAAACUGGUGCCAUCGGAAAGAGCUUUACUCCAGAAAAGAUUGAGGGAGAAUGGUAUUCUGUUGGCUUGGCCUCCGAUAAAAGAGAAAUAAUAGAAGAACAUGGCAGCAUGAGAAUUUUCGUGGAGCACAUCCAUGUCUUCAAGAAUUCUUCCUUAGCCUUUCAUUUCCAUACUGUGAUAAAUGGGGAGUGCACCGAGCUGUAUUUAGUUUCUGACAAAACAGAAAAGGAUGGUGAAUAUUAUGUCAAAUAUGAUGGAGACAAUAUCUUUAAUGUACUUGCUACAGACUAUGAUGAUUAUAUUAUAUUUCAUCUCAGAAAUAUCAACAAUGGGGAAACGUUCCAGCUAAUGGAGCUCUAUGGCCGGAAACCAGAGUUGAGUUCAAACAUCAAGGAAAAGUUUGUGGGUCUAUGCAAGGAGAAUGGAAUUGUUGAGGAGAAUAUAUUGGACCUAACUGGGGCUGAUCGCUGUCUCCAGGCCCGAGAUGGAGGAGAGGCCUGA
Molecule: messenger RNA, 561 nt
Organism: Chionomys nivalis (European snow vole)
Lineage: Eukaryota; Metazoa; Chordata; Mammalia; Rodentia; Cricetidae
Product: major urinary protein 4-like
Exons: 6
Coding region: 1-561 (186 amino acids)
Molecular function (GO): small molecule binding; odorant binding
Source: RefSeq, a predicted model, not a curated record